Talaromyces amestolkiae is the source of this 1470-nucleotide messenger RNA. RefSeq lists its product as uncharacterized. The transcript is spliced from 4 exons. The coding region runs from base 1 to 1470 and encodes 489 amino acids. Lineage: Eukaryota; Fungi; Ascomycota; Eurotiomycetes; Eurotiales; Trichocomaceae. The record is from RefSeq and is a predicted model, not a curated record.
AUGAACAGACCGCUUCCUAUUAUCCCUGACAAUGGUUUAGAACUCGAGUAUAAGCUUAUACAGAAGUCUCUACCGUCGCCAACCGUUUUUCACCAGUCCGACACAGAAUGUCUGACGCUCAACAUAACUGGACCGUCAACCGAGAGUCGUCGCCGAAAUCUUCCAGUCCUGGCAUUUUUGCAUGGUGGUGGCUUCACUACCGGUAGUAGCUCGUUCCCUCACUACGACAUGAGCGCAAUCACGGAAAUGAGCUUGGAGUGCGGUAUGCCUAUCAUUGCUGUUGGCAUCAAUUACCGUGUGGGCAUUCCCGGAUUUCUUCAUUCAUCGGUUAUGAGCGAGGCAGGCUAUCAGCCGAACAACGGUCUCGACGAUCAGUGUCUUGCACUACAAUGGAUCAAAGUAAACAUUGGGGGAUUUGGCGGGGAUCCUGAUCGGAUAACGCUUGUUGGGGAGAGUGCUGGUGCAGCCUCGGGAUUAUAUCACUUUCAAUCUACUGAGAAGCUGUUCGAUAGCCUUGUUGUUAUGAGCGCUCCGUUGCUACAGUUUCGUCCACGCCUAGACGGAGCGGAAAGGAUUUUUAAACGCGUGGGAGAUAUUCUUGAUUCUCGCGGACUUUCACCCCAGGACCAGCUCAAUGAACUAUUAUCUAUGGAAAGCGGGGCCUUUUUCACGAAAUUUGGACGCCGGGUCCCAGUUGCACCGGUUGUCGAUGGGAAUGUAGUUCGUAAUAUUCCCACAUUCAAAGAUUUGUUGGAUGAAACAAAGAUGAAGGAGCUUUUUCCAGCGAUCCGGCAUUGCAAACGUAUCAUUGUUGGAGAUUGCCAAAUGGAUGGUAUAAUUUAUGCGAUGCGAAUCGCAGCAAGGACGGACAUUUUUCCAAGGACCCUUGCGACGAGCCUCCGGGCAGUCUUUGAUCCUAUUGAUUCAAACAUUACGCCUUCCAUUUUAUCAGCAUACGAACUUGACACAUCCGACACUUCAAACAGCCCCAAAACGAUUGAAGCUAUUACCAAAUUUGGGAACGAUGUUAUGUUUGCCCUUCCCACAGAAGUAUUUGCUCGAGGCUUGGCUUCGGUUCCUGGCACAGAGACCUUCUUAUACCAUUUCGAAUGUCCAAAUCCAUGGGACGGAAGAUGGAAAGGUCAUGCCACACAUGCUCUUGACCUUAUCUUCGCUUUGCAAAACUACAACGACUUCCUUGGUCAUGGUCAGCGUCAAUGUGCCCAAAAACUGGGCAAAGAUCUGAUUGUCUUCGUAAAUGGCGAGAAUCCGUGGCCGAUGCAUCACAGUCAAGAACGCGGGGCAAUGAUCUACAGCGCAGCUAUGAACGACGAACAAGACUCGUCCAAAUUCAUUCCUGACCAGAGGCUAUACACCGGUCGGAGGGAUGCUCUGGAAAAGAUUCUCAGCCCGGAUCUAUAUGACAAGCUUGUUGUAGCUUGGCAAAACUUCAUGGAUGGGCCCCAGUGA